AUGCUCACGGGAAGUUUUGAAGCGGCUAAAGUGAAGGAAACCAUCACCGAGCCUCCAACCUCUGCUUUUCUGCAGAUGGCCGUUAAGGCCCUCGUCCAGCAAGCGAAAGAGGAGCUUCGAAAGACGGCUGGGGAAGCCGACGCCGCGCUUUUGGCCACGUUCGGCUUUCUGGCGGCCUCCGUGGGCUUGGAAGCUGCUGUGGCAAAGGAGGCGCUGGUGAAGGCGUCACAGGGGCAGGGGCGUGGCGCUGUGGAGGCGGCGGUCUACCAGGCCAGCAUGACCGGUCUCAUUCCCUUCGAGCUGUGCCACCAGCUCUUUCGACUGGAGCGGGACAUCCUCUUCCGACCCAGCAGCUGCCUCCCAAGGCUGGAACUGGCAGUGCGCCUCUUCCAUGCUGCUGGCAAGGCCAAGGAGUCCGGAGCCCGGCAAAAGGCCGGGCUGCUUUUGAGGCAGCUGGCCUUCGACUGCCCGGGUGUCGCCGAGGAGCUGACUGGGAUGGGCGCAUCCUGGCUGCGGCACCCAAAUGCAGCUGCUGGGCAGACAGGCCUCUCCGGGGACCUCUUUGCCGUGUCGGCGAUACGCUUGGGCACGCGGGCAGCGAACUAUGCAGUCUGGUCUGCUGCCAACUCCUCCACGCGCGCGGCGAUGGGACGGAGCCAGCAUACAGAGGUGCUGCAUGCGGCAGAGGUGGCCAAGAAAUUGUCCCCCCGCCAGUGCAAGAAGAAGGCCUUCAAGCGGCCUCCGCUGCUGACCCCGAUGAAAAGCGACCCCAUGGGCUGCCCAGAGGUGGCCCCCGGCGACUUUGCCACAAGGUGCCUGCGCAGCCACGAGGACGCGCGUCCAUGUGUCUUGCGCGGGGCUGCAGCGGACCUGCUCCGCCGUGACUUCCCCCUUGAGAGGCCUCUGGCGCGCUGGUUGGAGGCGGGGGGGAACCAGACCGUCAAGGUCUCCUUCCCCUACGAGGGCGUGGCGGGCGUGGCCUCGCUGAAUCGGAUCGAGGCCACCAGCCGUGCCUCGCAGCGAGAGGGGGCCAACGCAAGUAGCGAGGGCGCCCCUCCCUGGACGCUGUUGCGGCCAGGCAACUGGCACAUGCGCCUCGCGGAUGCGGUGGCCUUUGCCGAGCGGCAUCCAUCGCAGGCGAUCUACAUGAACCAGGUGAUGCUGCAAGACCUUGGGGCGAAGGCGCUGCGGAACCUUCGCUUGCCUUCCUGGGCAAAGUCGCUGAAGCUGGUGCAGCCUUCUCUGUGGCUCACUGCAGAUGUGGCCUUGACGGGCUUCCACGUGGAUGGCCCGGAGAACCUGCUGGUGCAGCUCGCUGGAAGCAAGGAGCUUGCCUUGCUCCGGCCCAGCGAGAGAUCCAAGCUGGCAUACGAGGAAAUGAUCGAUGCAGAGCCAAAGACUACGCUCUCAUCGGAUGGUCUCGCCAGCAUAGGCAGCUACGACUUCCAGCGCCGGAGUUCAGGCCAUUCCGCCAUCGACGUGGGUGCCGAGCCGGAGGAUGUGCCGCGUGAGCUUCUCGAGAGCUACAGUCAGGCCGAAGGCACUCUUUGCAAGAUUGAGCCCGGCGACGUCCUGUACAUUCCAGCACAGUGGCAUCAUGCAGUGCUGACAGAGGACACCCCUGCCGGAUCCGAGCUGUCAGAGCCGCCAGCCGCCCCCGAGGAGCUGGAGCCCGCCUCAGAGCCGGCCACCGCCAGACGCUCCUGGCCAGCCGAAGUGGCCCAGCGAGCCGCCCUGCUCGACUCGCCCAUGUCGCCACUCCAGGCUGCACAGUCCGCCAAGUGGGAGCAGACCGCUGGGCUGCUGCGGGAUGCGCUGCAUGCACAGGCUGCGGCCCAAGCGCAAGCACUCCAGGAGCAGCAAGAUUCCUACUUUGCCAGCCGGCGGCAGUUGCAGAGGGACAUGGAGGUCCAGCGGAUGGAGCAGACAAAGGCCUUGAAGGCGCAGCAAGACCUCCACCUCGCGAAGGUGAAGGAGCUCGAGAAUGCGCUGCAGGCGAAGGAGAACUUCAUCCGGCAGCUCCAGGGAAGUCACAGCGACUCAGCCCAGGCGAUGGAGAAGGCUCACCAGAAAGGCCUGCAGGACGGCAAUGUCUCGGCUCGAGAACAGAAGGCGUACUUCGAGAAGUUGCUGCAGGAGAAGGGCGAGACGCAGCGGACGAUGCAGGCCAGGGCUCUGCGUCAGAUCUUCAGGGGUCCCGCACAGGACCCGGCACUGAUCCUAGCCGUCCAGUUUUCAGCCUAUGCAGCGUCCACAAUGGGGUCUGGCAUGCAAACCACCCCAUGCCCAUGGUCGGAGGAAGUUGGUUGGGGCCUUGGGCUUAGAUUCGGGUACUUGCGCGCGGCCGCUCCGCCACGCAGCCAGUCCUCCAGCAACCGGAAGCAGCUUCGAUGCACCAUCGGCAUAGGCCCAACCACGCCUAGCCUCAGAAAGGCCCCGCGCCAGGUGCUCUUAGUGCUUUUCGGGGACUCCCGAGGCUCAGCCGCCUUCGCCAGAGGGGAAGGUGGCGGCACGGCACAGCUCAGGAUCGUCCCGCCUACGCCUGAUGCCCCCAAGCAGGCCAGGGCGGAGCACGGUGAGAGCGAGAUGGAGCCACCUGGAUUGGCACAUGAACGCUGGACGCACCUGUCCGUGGACUCGAAGUUCAGUCCCCAUCGAGACCAUGUGCUGCUCUUCGGACGCUUCACACCUCAGGACAAGGAGGAGUACUUCCGGGCCAUUCGGGAGGAGCUCCAAGUCAAGAACGUGAAAACCCAUGUGGUGGAUGCCCACAGUGAUUUUGGGCCAGAAGCUACACCCGAUCUUGUUUCCGCAAGGGCCUUGGUGGCUUUCUGCACCUCGCAAAUCGGAGACAUGGCCACGAGCACUUCUGAGACGUCUGCACUCACGUACGCCUACGAGCAUUCACAUGAGUUGGACCUCAUUCCGGUGCAGAUGUGCGAAGUGUGGCCACCCGUCCUAUCAGGUCAGGAAGGAGGAAAUCUGUGCGACUUCGCCUUCGGGCCCAGCUGUAUACGAGUCGAGGGCAGCUACCUCGAUGAAGAAGGCAGCCGACACGACCUGAAACCGCAGCAGGUGGCCGAAAACCUCUACCGGCACAUGCAAACCUUGGGGAUAUUGGAGGAGGUCUCCAUGAGUUCAAAAGAUCCUCGGAGCGCCAUCAGUAGGAAAAGCUGUCUUGUGCAGGGAUCACAGGUCUUGUGGGCUGCGCUGUUCAGGGAUUGCAGGGCAAGGUUUCACAGAGCGCACAGUUUGGUCUCUUCUUUGGUGGGAGGGCUGCUCCCGGCCCUAAUUAAUCUAAACACCACACAUCCCAUCAGCCCUAUUGACCUUAUAAACCCAGCCUAUGCCCUACGCCGUAAACCCUAA
This is a messenger RNA of Symbiodinium natans, 3369 nucleotides long. The record is from the annotation of a GenBank genome assembly. Lineage: Eukaryota; Dinophyceae; Suessiales; Symbiodiniaceae.